CGGGUGCCGGGGAGUUUCCGCGCCGCUGACGCACGGCGGGGGCGCACGGCGGGGGCGCACGGCGGGGCCGCCGCGUCCUACGCAGCAGCCGCGAGCCGGCCGGCGGGGGCAGCCCAGGGACGCCGGGCCGAGGAGCCCCCAGGAGGCCCGCGCGACGCUGACGAGUUGCUAUGGCAUCCUACUACGAGAUCCUAGACGUGCCCCCAAACGCCUCGGCUGAUGACAUCAAGAAGGCGUAUCGCAAGAAGGCUCUGCAGUGGCACCCUGACAAGAACCCCGAUAAUAAAGAGUUUGCCGAGAAGAAGUUCAAGGAGGUGGCCGAGGCCUAUGAAGUGCUGUCGGACAAACAUAAGCGGGAAAUCUACGACCGCUAUGGCCGGGAAGGGCUGACUGGGGCAGGGUCUGGCCCAUCCCGGGCAGGCACAGAUACUGGCCAGGGCGGGGCCCCUGCCUUCGUCUUCAGCUUCCGCAGCCCCGAGGAAGUCUUCCGGGAGUUCUUCGGGACCGGAGACCCUUUCUCCGAACUCUUUGAUGACCUGGGCUCCUUCUCCGAGCUGCAGGGCCGCCUGUCCCCUCGUUCCGGCCCUUUCUUCACCUUCUCGUCCUUCCCCGGCCACUCCUCCAAUUUCUCCUCCUCCUCCUUCUCCUUCAGUCCCGGUGCUGGGGCUUUUCGCUCUGUUUCUACAUCCACCACCUUUGUCCAAGGACGCCGCAUCACCACACGCAGAAUCAUGGAGAACGGGCAGGAGCGGGUGGAAGUGGAGGAGGACGGUCAGCUGAAGUCAGUCUCCAUCAAUGGUAUCCCUGACGACCUGGCGCUGGCCCUGGAGCUGAGCCGGCGCGAGCUGCAGCCGUCCAUUGGGCCGUCCAUCGGCCCCCGGCCCGGGGGCUCACAGGGGCAGCCGCCGCAACAGCAGCAGCCGCCGCCGCCGACCCCCGCCUCACUCCGUAAUGACAUUGACCUUUUUGAGGAUGAGGACCUGCAGCUGGCCAUGGCCUACAGCCUGUCCGAGAUGGAGGCCUCUGGGCAGAAACCGGCAGCCGACCCCAAGCCUCAGGACUAGGCAGAGAUGUGUUCUGAGCUGGAUGUCCGGGAUCCAGAGUCGCUGCACAGUUCCAACAGGACAGCACCCUCUCCCCCCGUGUGCUGGGAAGGGGACCUUCCAUCCCUCUCCCUGACCCGUGCAGCGCUAGAGCUGAGUGGGGGGGUGGGGGCCGGGGGGAGGUGCCCAGUAGUCUUAGCCUGUGAACUCUGCCCCGGAUCUUUUGCGGGGGGCUGUCUCUUGGAGACUACAAGUCCCAGAAUGCAACGCCUCCGGCCUCAUCUCUGAUAGGUUAAGCUUGCGGGGGAGCGGGCGCCUGGUGGCGGAGCUGUGCAUCUUGGGAUAUGUAGUUCCAGCCCCGCUCGCUCCGGGAGCCUGGGGGACAUCUUGUCAUUUAGA
Messenger RNA from Sorex fumeus (smoky shrew), 1442 nucleotides. RefSeq names its product DnaJ heat shock protein family (Hsp40) member B2 (gene DNAJB2). The transcript has 11 exons. Gene Ontology annotation, molecular function: Hsp70 protein binding; ATPase activator activity. NCBI's taxonomy places the organism in Eukaryota, Metazoa, Chordata, Mammalia, Eulipotyphla, Soricidae. Gene Ontology annotation, biological process: protein refolding; positive regulation of proteasomal ubiquitin-dependent protein catabolic process. The record is from RefSeq and is a predicted model, not a curated record. Bases 171 to 1064 code for a protein of 297 amino acids. Gene Ontology annotation, cellular component: cytosol; endoplasmic reticulum membrane.